GCCGCCGCCUGCGCCAUGAGCUUCUUGUUUGGUAGUCGCUCUUCUAAAACCUUUAAACCAAAGAAAAACAUUCCGGAGGGGUCUCACCAGUAUGAGCUGUUAAAACAUGCAGAAGCCACGCUUGGAAGCGGUAAUCUCCGGAUGGCCGUUAUGCUGCCAGAGGGUGAAGAUUUAAAUGAAUGGGUUGCAGUUAAUACUGUGGACUUCUUCAACCAGAUCAAUAUGCUUUAUGGUACCAUUACAGACUUCUGUACAGAAGAGAGCUGCCCAGUGAUGUCAGCUGGCCCAAAAUACGAGUAUCACUGGGCAGAUGGGACAAACAUAAAGAAACCAAUCAAGUGCUCGGCACCAAAGUACAUUGAUUACCUGAUGACUUGGGUCCAGGAUCAGCUGGAUGAUGAAACACUAUUUCCAUCCAAAAUAGGUGUUCCUUUCCCAAAGAACUUCAUGUCAGUGGCAAAGACCAUUCUAAAGCGUCUCUUUAGAGUUUAUGCUCACAUUUACCACCAGCACUUUGAUCCAGUAAUCCAGCUACAAGAAGAGGCACAUCUUAACACAUCCUUCAAGCACUUUAUUUUUUUUGUUCAGGAAUUCAACCUUAUUGACAGAAGAGAACUGGCUCCACUUCAAGAACUGAUUGAAAAACUGACCUCCAAGGAUAGAUAAAAGGAAGUGGAUUUGUGGAAAUAGCAAGCGUGUGGUAUUUCUGGGGGUUUUGUUUGUUUGUUUUGUUCUGUUUUGAAAACAAAACAAAACCUUGUUCUGUUCUUACAGGCAGUCAAGAUCCAUUCUUUGUGCUUUUAUUAGGGGAAAUCUUUGUCUUUUAGUGACAUGCAGUAAAUGGCUUUUUUUUUCUCAUUGUGGAUUUUUAGUAGAUUUUGAGUGUUUAUAAAGGAAGUAUGCUUGUUGGGAGAUUUGACACUGCUGAUGGAUGGGUUGUUUUGUGUCAAUUGUAGCCCAUUCUCAUGAAGUCCCUAAAAGACUUACAUUCUCUAAGUGCCUUGGCAGACUCACUUCUGAGGUGCAAAGCACACACAAUACUGAACAUUGCUGGAAAAUAUAACCUAUCCAGGACACUUACUGAUGCUUGGUUUAGAAUAUAUAUGCUUAAAGUACAAAAGCCAUAACUUACUUAAAUCAGUGAUCUCCAGCUUUUAAUACACAGCAUCACCAUUUUUUAAGAGAGAUGAAUAUAAAGCUUCUCAAAACUAGGUAUUUCUAAAAAACCAAAAAGUAAAAAUAAAAAAUUAUAGUGAUGGUGACACUUCAGCUCAUGUCCUAGUCACCAGACCUAAAUGAUAAAGAUUUUAAAACUAUGGACAACCCAGGAUAGCAGAGGGCUGGCUCUCCAUUCCACUGUAAUUUUGCACUGCUUGUUACAUAUAUUUAUUUUGUUAAUAUAAAUAUCAACUCAGGCCAGCCUAAUGUACUGUAAGGUACAUUACUUCCUUUAAUAAAGUUUCCUAGUAUUUCCCAAAUGAGCCAACCAAUUUGCAAAAGUGUCUUCAGUGAGAAAGAAAGAUCUAUUUAUUCAUCAUCAAAAAUGACACGUAGGUAAUAUUAAGAAAAAUCUUGUUUUAAAUCCACUAGAGUGAUGCCAUUUAAAUGUGAACAGUAAAAAGCUAACUCAAGAUUAGAGUUCAGAUUCUCAAGCUUUUUCAUAAGAGGACAUCUCUUUGUAGAAAGAUUGUCUUGUGGACCACUUUCCAUUUGCAAUCAGAAGGCCCACAGCCCAUCUCAUUCAUAAUUGUAUGAGGUGUCUGUGGUAACGAUAGCAAUUGUUUACACGGGGAAAGUUAUAUUAAGUAAGAUUUGUAUAUUUUAGCUGUUUUUAGUGUGGCAAGUGCUUUUGUUCUUUUUGAGAAAACAAUCCCACAAUCUCCUUUUUCAUAUCUCCCUCCCUUUCUGGUCCUGUUUCUCUCAAACUGGAAACUGGGAGAACCAGUACCAUGUGACAAGACAUUUCCAUUGACCACCUGAAAGUGGUCCACAGACUACUAUUUGGACAUCUCUGUGCUAUAGCUAUGUGAAACUCAGGGGGUUCCCAUCUCAGAAAUUCAUAUGGAAUGUAUCUUCGCUUUCAUCUUUGUAUCUAUCCAAUUUUGGCUUCAAAUACAUUUGUCUUCCACAUUUGUAAUGUGCCAGCCCCAUAGUAUCAUCAGUAUCUAGGUGCCAAAUCUCAAAAUGAAAAAGUAGCCAGUUUUCAUCUGCUCUUGCAUCAUAACUUAGCAGAACCACAGAUUUUACAUGAUUUUGAUGCAAAGACGUAAAUUGACCCAUGAUACUGACCUCCUUUGUAAAGCACUUUGAGAGCAAAAGAUGAAAAGCACUAUAAAAGAACUAGCUAUUAUUAUUAUGCACUACCAUGGCUCUUGAACCUUGGUGAUCUUUAGAUUUUUACAGUUUGUGACAGAACAAUAGAAGUGUUGCAGGAUAUCCUGAAACCAUGCAAACAUUUCACACACCUGCUUGACACACAUUUUUGACUUUGAUAGUUAGGAGUGGGUAAUUAUGUAUGGAAAAACACAAUUACACAUGCAAAGAGCCUGCAAAAUUUGUAACUGGCCAUUUGUGCUUGCAGAUGUAACUGGUAUUUGCAUAAACAGAUUACAUACACACUUAAUUUUGGAAGUCAAGCCUACAUUCUUGAAAUAGGAAACUCCAUUGCUUUACUAUUACUUACUGAGCAAAAUCAUCUGAAGCUUGAAAACAACCUUUUACCUAAACAAAUAUCCUCCAAUUGGGCAAAAGAUUUCUAGUGCAGCAAAAGCUGAUAUUAGCUGACUUUUUGUUUGCUUCACCGAUUACUAAUAUCGUAACCUUAUUUAUUUCUUGAACUAAGCAUAGCUCUGGGAAUCCAGCUAUGGACUAGCAAACUGCCUUGAUAGUCUGUUCAUUGCAUCUCCUUUAUAGAAAGACCAAAUUUUAGAUAGCUGUUACCUGAGCUUCCCUUACUAAUUUGUAAGCCGUGCUCACAUUGUAUCUUACAAUUGAUUACACUAGUAUGGCAGCAAUUGUUGGCAGCAGAGAAGUUAAAAUUAUAAUUAUCAUUCAGACGUUGUUCCUUCAGCUUCAUCAAAAUGUUUCUUUAAGCUAUACAAAUCCCUUGCAUGUCUGUUAGCUGAUCUACGUCUUAGAUUUAUAGGUCAAAUUACAGCACAGGGUUUUAUCGGCCUUAAAGACAAGCUGCCAAGGAGUGGGGGAAGCAAUUAGGUUUGUCUUUUUUUUUCCUUCUUUGUGAUAUAUCUAGGUCUGAAAGAUGUUCCCAAAAAAUGGGGUGAAAAGGAGAAGAAGCUGACAUUCUUUUGCUCUCUUAUAUUAGAAAUGUCAGUUCUCGGCUUCCUGUUUUUUCUGGAAGCCUCCGUGAAAAACCGGAGUGGGCGCUUUCUGAGCCCACAGUUAAAGGGUCAAGAUGUUUGAAUCUUUCACACAGAUUGAUUUUCUUUCAAGUAUUUGAACAAAAAACAGGUUUAAAAAGUCAGACUAAAAUCCCCUCUCCUCUCAAUUGCUGAUGUUCCAGUCUCUCCCUUAUGUG
This is a messenger RNA of Chrysemys picta bellii (western painted turtle), 3535 nucleotides long. It is a transcript of the gene MOB1B, whose product is annotated as MOB kinase activator 1B. Gene Ontology annotation, biological process: positive regulation of protein phosphorylation; hippo signaling. Lineage: Eukaryota; Metazoa; Chordata; Testudines; Emydidae. Gene Ontology annotation, cellular component: nucleus; cytoplasm. The record is from RefSeq and is a predicted model, not a curated record. Gene Ontology annotation, molecular function: protein kinase activator activity.